AUGGCAAAAGACAAGGAGCGCACCAUCAACCCUGCCGCCGCGCAGCGGAAGCAGGAGAAAAUGAAAAGCUUGAAGAAGGGCAAGGCGGAACAAUUAGCACGUCGGAAUGAAAAGCUGGCCCGACGCAACCCGGACAGAAUUCAACGCCAAAUCAACGAUCUCAAAUCGAUGGAAGAAUCUGGGCAGCAAUUGCGACCCCGUGAUAAAGAAGUUCUGGAAGCCCUCGAGCGUGAUUUGAAGGCUGUCCUCAAAGCCCGAGAGGCUUUGGGCGACAAGGCGCCGCAGUUCAAUCAAGGAGCGAAAGGUGACUUUCACGGGACUCGAAGGGAGUCGGGGGAUCGGGUUCUGGGUAAGCGAAGGCGCGAUGGUACAUUUGGACGAGCACGAGAGGACAGUGAGGGUAGUGAAACAGACGAGGAUGUGCGAAGGAUACCCAUGCCUCGCGAUACCCCUCCACCGAUUCCUCGCGAGUUUCAACGGAAACGAAAUCCUGCACACGCCGAGGGAUCAACAGAGCGCCGCGGGCCUCAUGCGCUUCCGGCCAAACCACCGGUGGUCGAAGCGAAGACGGUCUACGAAGCAAAGCCCGAAAUUCGCGACCUGCGGAAGGAAGCUGUGAGCAAAUUCGUGCCAGCUGCGGUGCGAAUGAAGCAAGAUUCAAUCAAGGGGACAGGAAAGCUGCUGGAACCGGAGGAGAUGGAUAAGCUUGAGAAGGCUGGAUACACGGCUGGGCCCAAAGAAUCCACUUCAGGUGGUGCGGCAGCAGCAGCGGAAGAACAAUCUACAGCUGAAGAGCUCCGGCUGUUGGAGGAAGAAGAAAGGAGGUUUAAUCAAGAGAUCAAGAAGCAAGCUCACGUCGAAGAAGCUGACGAUGAGGAAGCAUGA
Messenger RNA from Penicillium oxalicum, 885 nucleotides. RefSeq names its product WW domain binding protein 11. The coding region runs from base 1 to 885 and encodes 294 amino acids. The record is from RefSeq and is a predicted model, not a curated record. Lineage: Eukaryota; Fungi; Ascomycota; Eurotiomycetes; Eurotiales; Aspergillaceae. Gene Ontology annotation, biological process: RNA processing. The transcript has a single exon.